AUGAUGAUUAGAGGAGGAAGCAGCAGCAGCAGCAGUUCUUCAUCAAGAUGUCAAGAAUGUGGGAAUCAGUCUAAGAAAGACUGUGAAUAUAUGAGAUGUCGAACUUGUUGCAAAAGCAGAGGUUUUCAAUGCGCAACUCAUAUCAAAAGCACUUGGAUCCCUCUCUCUCUCCGCCGUCCACGGCAGCCCAACUUCUUUCAACAUUCGAACCUUGAAACCCAACAAUCUGCACUUCCCGUCCCUAAAAGAACCAAACCCUUCAAUCUAUCUUCUUCCACUAAUUCCUCAGGAACAGGGAUGCAAAGUGGGGAUCAAUUUCCAGCGGAAGCAAACUUGAUGGCGACAUUCAGGUGUGUGAGAAUGAUGUCAUCUGAAGAUAAUGUGGUGGAACAAUGUGCAUAUCAAACUGCUGUUAAUAUUGGAGGUCAUGUCUUCAAGGGUGUUCUUUAUGAUCAAGGGCCCUCUGAUAAUGAUCAACAACAUCAUGAUCAUGAUCAUCAUCCUGAUCGAGAUCGUGACCGUGACCGUGACCGUGAUCCUGAUCAUCAACCCCGUAACCAUGCAGCACCUGGAUGUUACAAUAUUGCUGAUCCUUGGUAA
Molecule: messenger RNA, 600 nt
Organism: Impatiens glandulifera
Lineage: Eukaryota; Viridiplantae; Streptophyta; Magnoliopsida; Ericales; Balsaminaceae
Product: protein SHI RELATED SEQUENCE 1-like
Exons: 2
Coding region: 1-600 (199 amino acids)
Biological process (GO): positive regulation of DNA-templated transcription
Cellular component (GO): nucleus
Molecular function (GO): DNA-binding transcription factor activity; DNA binding
Source: RefSeq, a predicted model, not a curated record